AUGGCUCGUUCUCAUUCUAUCAUAGUGGGAAUUGAUUUUGGCACCACGUACUCUGGUGUUGCCUUUGCUCGAGACGCCGAGCCAGACCGGGUACACUUUGUUUCGAGCUGGAGCUCGCCCAACCUUUACUGCUUCACGAAACGAAAAGUCCCUACUGCUAUCUACUAUGACGGUAACAGUAAGACACCAACAUGGGGCUAUGAGGUGAGGUCAGAGCAAAAUGCUUUGCGAUGGUUUAAACUCUUACUGCUCGAUGAUGAACACAUGCCCGCCCAUAUCAAAAACACGAAAUAUAUUCGAACUGCAAAAUCCUUGCUAAAAGCGGAAAACAAACAUGUGACAGAGGUCAUCGCGGACUACCUUCGACUGCUAUGGGAGCACAGCCUGCAAGUGAUAGAGAGGGCCAUAGGAGAGAGCAUGGUCAGACUCUCAACCUUCAAAUUUGUGGUAACUUUGCCAGCAAUUUGGCCAGCCUAUGCUCAAAUCAGAAUGCAUAGGGCCAUUGCAGCUGCGGGAUUACUAGAUAAGCGAGCGGCUGGCAAAACUAGUUUGACCUUUUUGUCGGAGCCUGAAGCUGCAGCACUUGCAACACUACACAAAAUGUAUCGAAGGCCAGAUAUAAAGAGAAAUGAUGAUGUUGUGGUCUGUGAUUGUGGCGGUGGUACUGUGGACAUCAUCACCUAUAAGAUCUUAAGGCCGCUUCUCUUAUCAAUUCGAGAAAGCGUCCCCGGCGAUGGGGGGCUUUGCGGUGCAGUACGACUAGAUGAAGCUUUUGGGCGUGUACUAAAGAGCAAGAUGCCACGGGAAGUCCUAGAAGCUUUGUCUCGUGAAGAGUGGCAAAGAAUUCUUAAUGAUAAUUGGGAAAACGGCAUCAAGCCUGGGUUUACAAAUAAUAAUAAGUCGUGGACCGUCCGAAUUCCAUAUUGUGCGAGUCUAGCCGAUGUUGGACAUCCCCAGGAUAUUAUACUUGGAAGAAGAGAUGAUAUCUGGUCCGUCUUUAAGGAUGUCUUGGGCGAGGUUGCAUCGUUAGUCUUGGGCCAAAUAAGGGAGGCCCAUAGGAAGUACAGGAGACCGCCCAAGUAUGUACUGCUUGUAGGCGGUUUUGGAAGAUCUCGUGCUCUGUACGACUAUCUCCAGAAGGAGAUUAGGUUAAAGUUUAAGAGUAUCCAAAUCCUCCAAGACGAAGGUAAUGACCCAUGGACAGCAAUUUGCGAGGGAGCAGUAAUAAAUGGCUUGAAGAAGGAGCAAUCUCAAAACUCAGCACAACACAGCUUAGUUGACUCCAGAUUUGCUCGGGCUAGCAUUGGAACUACAUACAAUGCCCUCCCUUUUGAUGAGGAUAUCCACGAUAUAAAUGACAAGGAGUGGUGCCCUGUGCAACAAGAUUAUCAGGCCUCGGACCAAAUCCACUGGUUUAUUUAUAAGGGCGAGGUGGUUAACGGGAAUGAGCCUGCUGUCUUUGACUUCUUCCAGGCCUUAACAGAACAGCCUACGGAAAUCGUAAACGAGAUGGUGUAUUCUCUGGCUGAAACUCCACCAAACAGAUUUGAUCAUACCGUCAGGUUGCUUUGUCGCAUGCGAUGGUCAUAUAUCCCAGAUAUUACUGUGCUUCCAGAGAAAACGAAUGACGACGGCCAUAUAUUUUACGAAUUACCCUACAAAAUCGAGAUGGUAACACAAGGAAUCUCGCAAGACUUUCAGGUCUUCUACGAAGACAAGAUAGUUGCGGCGCACAGCGUGAGCGAGUCUCUAAAGACGGAUGUGGUUGAAGACGAUUAA
Messenger RNA from Metarhizium brunneum ARSEF 3297, 1779 nucleotides. NCBI's taxonomy places the organism in Eukaryota, Fungi, Ascomycota, Sordariomycetes, Hypocreales, Clavicipitaceae. The record is from RefSeq and is a predicted model, not a curated record.